AUGGUGCGAUGUCGCGGGCUCCCCUCCUUCUCCGCCACCCGCACUAUUUUUUCUAGCCCGCUGAGGAUUUUCAUCAUUGGCUCCGCGGGCGUCGCAAGAAAGCUUUUGGUGAGACACUUUGUUGGGUCACAGGAGGGUGGCGGGAGACUGCUGCCGACGACGGGGUUUGUGCGCUACGAGAAGAUGGUGCGCCUGACGGCAGUGCGACGGGGCACGCCAUGCUCCACAUCUACGGCACACCGGGUGAGCCGUGCUUUGAGGAUAGGCGGCGGUUUAUUUGCCCCAACCGCCACGCGGCCGGUCUCUGAUACGGCACGCGCCACAAAGUUCCGCUUGCGGAGGCGGCGGGUGUGA
This is a messenger RNA of Trypanosoma rangeli, 354 nucleotides long. RefSeq names its product small GTP-binding protein Rab7. Lineage: Eukaryota; Euglenozoa; Kinetoplastea; Trypanosomatida; Trypanosomatidae. Bases 1 to 354 code for a protein of 117 amino acids. The transcript has a single exon. The record is from RefSeq and is a predicted model, not a curated record.